UCACUAUAGAUAAAUGAAGAGAACAACCAUUCAACCAUUUGAACUACAUCGUUCACCAAAAGGGAACACAAUACAACAUGUUCAUCACAUUGUUCAAAUAAUAUUAAAUUGCCACAAGUAAAAAAAUCUACAUUUCUGGCUUCCUCCUAAUCAUUAUGUUCUUGGAUAGUUCUGUUACUGCAUGAUUAUCAAUCCACUUAGCAGCAUAGAAGGGCACAUGUGUGUCUUGGUGUUAAUCUUCGCCUGGAAUGGACUGGAUAUUUAUUAGGGACUAGAGAUAUCAUAUUUAGUUAGCAUCGACAGCCAUUUAGCAUCGCCCGCUUCCUGGUCGCUCUCGCGGGCUGCCGGAAGCGAACCCUAGCCGUCAGCAGCGCCGCACCCACCAACCACGCCUCCCCUCGCCGCCGCCGGACGGCGUCGCCGGGCAAAGCCCGUGCGGCUCGGCGGCGGCGGGGCGCGGGCCGUUCCUCUUCGGCGGGAGCUCGGCCGGCGGCUACGCUGGCUCGAGGCGGCGCGGCGAGGCUGUGCAAGGGCGGGCCAGGCACGCUUCGAGCUGGAUCUGCGUGCGGCGGGGCGUCGCGCCCGUCCGCGAGGGCGCGUGGUGGAAUAGGCAUCGGCGAGAUCUGCGAGGGCACGCGGAGUGGAGCGGGAUGGGGCAUGGCAGCGAGGCCAUGCUGCGUGGGCGCCAGGGCGUGGUCGCGGUCCAGACGGGAGGGAGUUCGGCCCGGGGCGUCUUCGGUGGUCGAGUGCAGCGCUGCUGCUCGGGUGCCCUGUUCCACGGGUGUGGCUGCUUGGGUGCUCUGCACGGCGGCGUGCAAGGAGCUGAGCUGGGAAAAGGCGGUGCGACGGCUGGUGGUUCGGCGCGGAGGCGCACUGGAGUUGGCAUGCCCGAUCUGCGCUUCGUGCGAGAGCUUCGGCUUUGGAGGUGGAUCUGAGGCUUGACUGUGGUUAUGAGGCUUCGUGCGAGAACUCUUUUCCGUUUUUUUUUUUUUACACGUCUUGGUUUAACAGCUACUACCUCCUUCCCGGUUUAUAGGACUUGUGUGUAUUUCUAGAUCUAUAAUUUAACCAUCAUAAAAUGAGUUGCAUAAUCUAAAAAUUAUAACAUUAAAAAAUUGAUGAUUCAAAGUUUUUAAUUAUAUAUUUUUUGCGA
Messenger RNA from Hordeum vulgare subsp. vulgare (domesticated barley), 1153 nucleotides. RefSeq lists its product as uncharacterized. The transcript has a single exon. Bases 651 to 935 code for a protein of 94 amino acids. The record is from RefSeq and is a predicted model, not a curated record. NCBI's taxonomy places the organism in Eukaryota, Viridiplantae, Streptophyta, Magnoliopsida, Poales, Poaceae.